This is a messenger RNA of Colletotrichum graminicola M1.001, 615 nucleotides long. RefSeq lists its product as uncharacterized. Gene Ontology annotation, biological process: chromatin remodeling. The record is from RefSeq and is a predicted model, not a curated record. Gene Ontology annotation, cellular component: Ino80 complex. Bases 1 to 615 code for a protein of 204 amino acids. Lineage: Eukaryota; Fungi; Ascomycota; Sordariomycetes; Glomerellales; Glomerellaceae. The transcript has a single exon.
AUGGCUGCCCCGAAAGAAGCAACGGAGGCACAGAUUGCCCACCAAGCGCUCCUAGACGAGCUCGACAUCCACUCCAUCCACAAGAGCUUCCGUAACCCGUCCUGGCGCCCCAACCAGCGCCGUAACAAGAACAUCAAGACCAUCCUCGGCGAUGCUUCGCGUCGCGAGGCCUCAGCCAUGGCGACCCCCCAGCAAGAGGAAGCCAGCGCCGCGGCCACGCCUGCCGCAGACAAGCAAGGAGGCGGCGAAGACGGCCUCUCGACGAGCGGUACCUCGACGCCCGCGAAUCCAACCGGCAACGGCCACGACAACCCCAAUCUCGCCCAAGCCUCACGCAGCCUCUCGAAGCUGGUCCUCGAGAAGAGUCUGCGGCCCAACGGUGGCGGCAGUGGUGCCCCAGGACCGAACGUGACGUACACCAACAUCGAGUCGGCGCCGUCGCUGGCGCACACGAAGCGGUACUGCGACAUCACGGGCCUACCAGCGCCGUACGUCGAUCCUAAGACGCGGCUGCGUUAUCACGACAAGGAGGUGUUCGGGCUGAUCCGGUCCCUGCCGCAGGGCGCGGCCGAGCAGUACCUCGAGGCGCGCGGGGCGCAUACCGUCCUCAAAUAG